AUGAAUCAGUACUCUUCCGAGAGCACGCAUCUGAAGUCUCCGAUGAAACUUCGUUGGCCACCGAAGUGUGAAAUCGGUGCUCCCAGUGUGGCUUACACGAUUAAUUCCGUUAAAUUUUUGAUGAUGUGGUCAUGAAAAACCCUCGGGCAACGUUUUCAUCACGAAAUAACGGAAGAUGAUUUUGAUUCUCACUUGUAGCACGCAUAAUCAACCGCAACACGAAAAAUGCAAAUUUCGUACUGACGCCGGCAUGUUUUUCAGAAUUUUUUGUUGCUCUUUGCAAGUUUUGCUCAUGAUAAACACGUUCAUGAAGAAAAACGGAAAGGUAAAUCAGUAUUCUUCCGGCGGCGUUCCGAGCGCCACGCCAACUCUCAUUUCGCUUCUCGAGCGACAGUAGGCAAGCGAGAGAGUGCGAGACAAGGAGAAUGCUGCCGGCGACGCAGAGAGCACGCGUAAUUGCUUGCGCUUUUCUCGUGCAGGAGACCGUGAUAACGGCGGGGACGCGCGGCCGUGGACUAGAAUUCUCAUCGUGGACUUGAAGAAAAAUCACCGCUUGCAGCUGGAGCUGAUAAAACGAUUCUUUUCGCUGAAAACCCGGUAAUUUAUUGAUCGUGUGGAUUAUUGACGAUUGUCGUUUUUUUAAAUGUCCGAUACUAAUAUUUUGAAAAUGUAAAUAAGAUGUCAUUGGCUUUUUUUUACCUUCCGAAAAAAAAAACUAAAAAUAACUUGUUUUGUUUCAGCACUUUCAGUUCUUAAUUCGAGCGCAUAUUUGAAAGACUUAUUUGUUAUUUUUUCUCUUAUAAGCCUUUUCACUUUGCAGAGAAACAUGAUACCUCAAAAUCCUUAUGAAUCUCACAUCGAUCUUGCUGUUUCAGCAACUUCGGUAAGUUAUUUGGUGAACUAAACGCUUUUCAUCACAGUACUUUUCAUCACAUUACAGGCUAAUUUUCGAGAUAUGUCAAACGAACAACUCAUCGCCGUACUCGAUGAUGACGCGAAGCUGGAGUCAAUAAUAUUGAAUCUCCCUCAAGUCAGUUUUGUUUAAUGAGUCCGUUAUCUUUGUUAUUUCAAAAUCAGUUUUUUUGUAAAUUAAUGUGUUUUUUGCAGGUGCGUUCAAUUCCAACUGACAAAGAAUCAGCCCUCGCUGCAAAUAAAUCGUUAGCUGAGUGGAAUCUCGCUCAAAAGCCGAGAAUCGAUGCAAUAAAGAUUCUAAUAUUCAAUCUCUAUGAUCAACUGAAAGAGUUACAAACAGAGGUUGACCAUCUCAAGAAUCAACUCGGUACGAAUCUCUUACUUUAGCAUAAUGAGGAUAUUCAGUGAUGUCAAAAAAAAAGCAACGCGUGCACAGUUUUUCCAUUUUCUCUGGCAUUUCGUUAUUAAUCUAAUCGUAGUCUACUCGAGUUAUACGGCGGCCUAAUAAGAUUGAUAUGACACCUAAUUAGAUUAAUAAAUUGUCUAGCUAGAUUAAUAAAUCUUCUAAUUAGAUUAAUAAGUGCUCAAAUCAAGUUUCACGCCAACCGUUUGUUGACUCAAACCUCGAUUGCGCCAAGAAAAAACAGCCGAAUCUAAUUAGGUCGCGUUUAGAUCAGUAACUUUCUAAUUAGAUUAAUAUCGAAUUGCCAGAGUUUUUGACAUCGCUGGAUAACCCCAUUAUGGUUUUAAAGUUCAUGGCUCUAGAGCGGGCAUCUUCUCAAUUUUCAUAUUUGUCGUGCACUAAAAAAGUAACAUAGUUUUAAGCUGUAGUUCGAAAUGGGAAAUUUAUGUUUCCAAAGUCCCAAAUUUUGGUGAAUUUUCGAAAAAAGCUAAUGAGACCACGAGAAGUACACGGUUCGUGUUUUCGUGCGGCACUCGGAUAAUUCUGUCUGAAUUUCGAUUCUGAUCCUGAGUUUCGACAAUUUUGUGUCUUUAUAAAUGGCCUCGAGGAUACUGAAACGAAAUUAAAAAUCUCGAACUUUUUCCAAAUUUGCCGCCCGGGGACUAGAAAACUCCACAUGCCGUACUUCUCGUGGUCUACUUAGCUUUUCUGGAAAAUCCAGCCAAAUUCGGGGAGAUUUAUUCAGAGUUUGGUACUUUGGGAACAUGAAAUCCCCACGUUGAACUUAACUUUUAAAAUAUGUUACUUUAUUAGUGCACGACACUUUUCAACUUCACUUCCAACUCCAGAUUCUAUCUCCUCGUCGAAAUCGCUCGACACGACAUCAAGUUUGAUGCAGGUGGCAGCUCAGGAGGCCGACGAUGAUGCCGAAGCGCUCACGACACGAUUCGAAAGCGGCGAAUUGUCUAUUGAUCUGUUUUUAAAACAAUUCAAAGAGAAGAAAGCUUUGGCACAUCUCCGAAAAAUCAAAUCAGAUCGUCUUUCCGCUCUUUUGCGUGAACAAACGUAUUCAUUCGCUCAGACUACUAGUACGCCAAUGCCACAAUCGAGGUAUCCAGUGCCGCAUCAGAUGCCGGUAAUCGAUCAUCCGUUCGGAUCAGGUUACUCAGGAUAUCCAACUUUGUCUCAACCAUCUGCUGGCCGUCAUCCAUUCUUCUAAUCGAUUUUAUUUUAUUUUUAAGCAAGAACAAUUCCAAUAAAUUGUUUCACUAAACAUUUCUUUACUUAAAGUUUCGGUUCCUUCCAUUUUUAUCUUUCUCGUAUGUCGAACACUUCAUGUUUUCACAGGAAUCAGGCGUGUGCGGAAUCAAAAAUGAUUUAAAUUCAUGAUUUCCAACUUAAAUGUUUCCGAAAAAUCCGGAAACAUUUUUGAAAUUAGCAACAUUUUGAAGGCCUCAGCAUAAAAUUCAGAGACCAUUUUUAACGACAAGAGUAAUUUUGGCGGAUAAUUGCUUAAUUAUUCCGGUUCAAAUCCCGAAAAUCACGUGAUUUUGCACCGUUUCCGACAUUUCCGCACAAGCCUGGCAUAUUGAUCGAUUUUAUAGCGCUCAAUGACUUCCAGGACGACGUUAAACGUUGGUCUUCGAUUGCUCUGUCAGGUUAGAAUUUGACAGUAUUUACUUUCCUUCUAUGUCGUGCAGAUCAAAAUACACCAGAAUAAUUUUUGUUUUGCAGAGUCGAAACUUUGCAACUCUCAGGGAAACUGUUGGCGAGCAAAAUUCGAAAAUUCUUUACGAACCUAUUUUUAAGGAUGAAAGGGAAUUUCCAGGGUAAUUUUCUAUUGAAGAAAUUCUUAUGCGCCUGCUCUGUUUCCCCCAGAUAUAACACAGUCAAUGUUCAAAUGCAAGGAUGCGAUUUCGGCUCACUUGAAAAAUAUCAGGCGUAUGUGCACAAAAUUGCGAACCGGUUCGGAUUUUCGGUUGCGGAUAGCUACGCUGUAGCUGCUCGUGCACAGAAAGCAAUCACCUACAAACCGUACUCAACUCUUUCGGAGUCUGAAACUGAAAUCUUCGUUUAUCAUCGAGUUAUACGUCUCACUGAAGUCGCUGCUCCUCGUUUUUCACUUUUCAGUCAAUUAAUUACAGCGCAUGUUCCAGUCGGUGUUACAGUGAGUUACUGGCAAAAUUCUGGCAAUCGUGCAUCGCUCGUGAAAACCCAGCCGCGGCCGAAUUCACGCGAAGAGCGGUAGAGCUCGAUUGCCACACUUCUGCGGGCUCCUCGACAUUUCACAACUCGACAUUUCGCAACCGCGUCAUUUCGAUACCCACGUGAACUUUCACAGUGCAAUUUAUCGCUAAGUAGUUCACGUUUGUUGCGAAACGUCGCGGUUUCGAAAUGUCGGGUUGCGAAACGUCGGGGAGCUCUUCUGCGGCUACAAUAUGUGCCCAACUUUUCUACGUUUUAGGUAA
This is a messenger RNA of Caenorhabditis sp. 36 PRJEB53466, 3783 nucleotides long. The record is from the annotation of a GenBank genome assembly. Lineage: Eukaryota; Metazoa; Nematoda; Chromadorea; Rhabditida; Rhabditidae.